UUUCUCCUUCGACUUACAGGAUUAGAGAGGAGAGGCCAUCAAGAAUGGUUCUAACCGUGACCGAGGACACACCAGCAGACAUGCUGGCCGGUAGCAUGGAGCUCCUGGUCCAGCUGCCUCGGGACCAUCAUCUUCAAACGCAGAGAGUCACGGUGCAACGAAGAAAAAAAAACAAAGAAAGAAAAAACUCUUGAAACGUCCAGUCACUUUUCCUGUCCACUCUGUUCGAGCAAACGUGCGACCUUCUCUACGGCAGUUCCACAAAAAGAGUCUCUGAAUCCGCGUAUGCCGAUGAUGGACCUCCUCGUGCAGAUCGCCACGGCUCACAAAUUGACAGCCUCCAGUUACACUUUGCAAGCGAUUGGAGAGCGUGGGAUGGUUCUACCUCAUCAACCCAAUACACCAAUUGGCGCGUUGGAUGCUCUUCAGGUAUUGUUUAUUGAUCACAAUCAAAAUUCUGCCUAUACACAGCGUUAUCCAAUCUAACUGUAAAUUUGAAUAAAUAUGUAUAUUCCAACUAUAAAUUUGAAGAGAGAUUGAUUGCAGCAAGCUAUCGUUCAAUUUAGUAAGAUACUAAAGUAUUAAGAUACUAAAGUAUCAAGUUACUGAAAAUAUUAGAGCC
Messenger RNA from Heterotrigona itama, 622 nucleotides. The record is from the annotation of a GenBank genome assembly. Lineage: Eukaryota; Metazoa; Arthropoda; Insecta; Hymenoptera; Apidae.